ACUAUAAAAGUUUAAACAAUAAACUUCCCUUGAUACACGAAUUUGGAUUUCGAAGACUGUUCUUACAACUUACCCAUACAUUAACACACAAUGGUGGACUUGAAACAUUGGAUCCCUAUACUUUUUGUUUGUUUGAUUUGCUUAUUUUGUGCCACUGAAGCUCUGAAUCCUGACGGUACCUGUAGCAGCAACAGCGAUUGCCCGUUUUCCUACUACCACUGCUGUACCGGAACAAAAUGGUGCUGCCCGACAUUGACUAUAUGUACCGGAACAUCCACCUGUAUUGGAAUCGGAUAUAUCAUCGGGCCUAUCAUUGGUCUGGUCGUCCUAACCAUCUGUAUUGUUGUCGUCUGUAUCUGUCGAAAUAGGAAACAACGAACUCCUGGGGUCGUGUACAAUUCUCAGAUUACGACUCAACCUGGAAACGGUGUCACCAAUCCGAAUGUCUGGCCAUCACAGCCGGAGUACGGACUAUCUAAUCCGGCUUACGGACAAAUGCAACCUCCGCAAUACAGCGUACAACCUUUACAGACUGGAAAAGCGUGAGAAUACUGACGGAGAGAGAAUAACUGAUUGAAGUAGAAAUCCAAAUUUAGUUUGGGACAAUCGUAAACCAUAAAUAUCUGGUGCUUUUAUGUGCAAUACAGCUAACCAGCCCUUGUGUUUCUCUUUGAGAGGAAACAGUACACCAACCAGUUUAUCUAACGCAAGAAAAGGCACAUGAUGAGAACUUUUCUUUGAUUUAAUUUAGUGUCGGCAUUUUAGAUACUUUGUUUGAGGUUCAAAAUGAUAUAGUUGCUAAAUUGUUGACCAAAGAAACAACUAAUAGAGGUGUCGUUUUGACUAUCUUAAACCUGAGACGCCAGGAUGUUUAUGUAACUAUUCAAUAUUUGCAAACACAUCACCAUAUAUAUCAGCUAUUCCAUGAAUUUUUUUUUUUCUUCACCAGUUUUACAAUAGCACUGGCAUGGUGAAAUUAAUCAAAAGAGUUUGAUUUCUUUGUUUUUCAUCUGCACAAUCUAUUUGAAAACAGUGCAUCAUUAAAUUUUUAUAGCUUACAUUCAUCUGCGUAAUAAAUAUCAUGUCAGAGGUUAUGAACGUCCAACCUCAUUACCAGUUCUCGAUUUAUUUAAAUAACUUAUAAGUUGAAUUAAACGUGGUGUGUAUAAUAGAUGAAUUUUUCUUUAUAAAUGUUAAAUUAGGACAGAUGUGGUACAAUAUGGGGUCUUAAACUGCAUCAUGAUCACUGAAAACUAUGAUUGAACUAUUGAGUUUUUUUUUAAAGAAAUAUGUUAAUUUCCGAAAAGUAAUUUCAAAAGAAAUCCAAACAAUAUAAACAAUGGACGACAUAAGUCCUCAACAGCGUACCAAUCUGUAUUAUUACAUGUAUAAGAAUAUGAGUGUUGUAAUAAUUUGCUAUUUUCAUAAUAAUUGCAAAACAUAUUUUCUUUUAUGAAAUAAAUGUAAAGA
This is a messenger RNA of Magallana angulata, 1470 nucleotides long. RefSeq lists its product as uncharacterized. Lineage: Eukaryota; Metazoa; Mollusca; Bivalvia; Ostreida; Ostreidae. Bases 91 to 546 code for a protein of 151 amino acids. The record is from RefSeq and is a predicted model, not a curated record. The transcript is spliced from 4 exons.